CGAUAACAAACUUCCUCGUUAGUCGCAAGCCGUCGGCACUGGAACGAUGACGGCAUUAAAAUUAUUAAUUAUUUUAUCUUUAAUUACUAUUAAAAUUGACGCAAAUGUUGUUAUAAACCGGUAUGAUGAGGAGUGUGUUUUGGAUCCAGCUUUAGUGGCAGAAAUAGCUUCAUAUGAAAAUGUUACCAAACAUAUCAUGGAUCAAAUCAAGAAUAAUUAUGGGAAGACAAUGUAUCAAGAGUAUACAAAUUUCAUAGACAAAUUUGGUGCCCGUCCAUCAGGAACAUUUAUUUUAGAGAAAUCCAUAGACCAUAUGAUUAAUCUAACCAGACAACAUGGUCUGAAUGACGUCACUACUGAAGAAUUGGAGGUUCCCCAUUGGGUACGCUUACAUGAAUACGCUUUAAUGUUACAACCUCGGGUGAAAAAUUUAGCUAUACUUGGAUUUGGUUCCAGCGUCAGUACACCACGAGGAGGAAUCAUUGCUGAAGUAAUAGUUGUAAAAAGUUUUGCUGAACUUGACAAACUAGACAAAACAAAAGUUCAAGGAAAAAUAGUAGUAUUUGACGAGCCGUAUGUUUCUUAUGGUGAAACUGUUAUCUAUAGAACACAAGGAGCAUCAAAAGCUGCUAAGAAGGGUGCUGUAGCAACCCUUGUGAGGAGUAUAACGCCAUUUUCUAUUUACGCACCCCACACAGGAGCACAAUUCUAUGAAAAUAGUGUUACAAAAAUACCAACGGCGGCCAUUACUCUAGAAGACGCAGAUUUGUUACAAAGAUUACAGAACGAAGGAGCAAAGAUUGUGAUUCAAAUGGGAAUGUUUUAUAUGAAUAAUAUAACUACAUCACGUAACACAUUAGUCGAUCUUAAAGGCAAAAUAAAUCCAGAGAAAUUAGUUAUCGUUUCUGGACAUAUAGAUAGUUGGGACGUAGGAGAAGGUGCAAUGGAUGAUGGUGGAGGUAUGAUGAUAAGUUGGUUUGUUCCAGUCGUACUAAAUACUUUAAAACUAAGACCAAGAAGGACAGUGAGAGCAAUUUUGUGGACUGCAGAAGAGCCAGGAUUAAUAGGGGCUCAAGCAUAUUUGAAGCGCCACAAAAACGACCUCGACAAUAUAAAUUUCAUCAUGGAAUCAGAUGAAGGAACAUUUAAACCUUUAGGGUUGGACGUUGCUGGUUCCAACAAAACACGAUGUAUUGUGCAGGAAGUUUUGAAACAAUUCGCACCUAUAGACAAAAUGGGGAACAGUGGGGCUCCUGGUUCCGAUAUUGUUUUAUUUAUAAGACAAAACGUGCCUGGAGCAUCGUUGCUUAAUAAGAAUGAACGAUACUUUUGGUUCCACCAUAGUGAAGGCGAUACUAUGAACGUACAAAAUAUGGAAAAUGUAGUUGAAUGUGCUGCCUUUUGGGCAGCAUUCUCAUACGUCAUAGCUGAUCUCUCGGUGGAUUUACCACGAAAUUAG
Molecule: messenger RNA, 1459 nt
Organism: Spodoptera exigua (beet armyworm)
Lineage: Eukaryota; Metazoa; Arthropoda; Insecta; Lepidoptera; Noctuidae
Source: the annotation of a GenBank genome assembly